Callorhinchus milii (elephant shark) is the source of this 2130-nucleotide messenger RNA. RefSeq names its product sodium/potassium transporting ATPase interacting 3. Bases 96 to 719 code for a protein of 207 amino acids. Gene Ontology annotation, biological process: regulation of sodium ion transport. The transcript has 7 exons. NCBI's taxonomy places the organism in Eukaryota, Metazoa, Chordata, Chondrichthyes, Chimaeriformes, Callorhinchidae. The record is from RefSeq and is a predicted model, not a curated record.
GUGUGUGUGUAGGUGUGUGUGUCUGGGUGUGUGUGUGUGGUGGGGGGGACACGGAUCCCAUUGCCUUCUUCUCCCAGUACCUUGCCCUGGCUGAGAUGGGUUGCUGCACAGGUCGAUGCACCUUAAUAUUUCUGUGUACUUUACAGCUGCUGGCAGCCAUGGAGAGACAGAUCUUUGAUUUCCUGGGUUACCAGUGGGCUCCCAUUCUGGCCAAUUUCCUGCACAUAAUUGUUGUCAUACUGGGAUUGUUUGGAACCAUUCAGUAUAGGCCACGCUACAUCGUAGUGUACUCCAUCUGGACAGCUCUGUGGGUCGCUUGGAAUGUAUUUGUCAUCUGCUUCUAUUUGGAAGUUGGAGGGCUCUCAGAGGAUACUGACCUGAUGACCUUUAACAUCUCCAUGCACCGUUCCUGGUGGAGGGAGCACGGACCAGGCUGUGUGCGGAGGGAGGUGACAGCUCCAGUCAGCAGAAGCCUGGAUGAACACUCAUAUAUCUCAGUGUCAGGCUGCAUUCUUGACUUUAAGUAUCUGGAGGUCAUCCACAGUUCCUUUCAAAUAUUACUGUCACUCGUUGGUUUUGUCUACGCCUGCUAUGUGAUCAGUGUUUUCACGGAGGAUGAGGACAGCUUUGAUUUCCUAGGUGGACUUGAUUCAUACUCCUAUCACGCUUCCCCGAAACACUCCCAUGUAGAGCUAAAGCCUGUUUUCCUGUCGAAGUAAAUGACAGCAGCACAUGAUCACGGAUGGAUGGGGCAACAGGAGAAGGAGAGAUACUUCGAACUACAGUUCAAAGAGAAAACAUUCUAUCUGAUAUCAGACGUGGGCAUAUACUCCCACAUCACAAUUCAUUUUUGACCAAAUCUCAAGUCAAGGCCUAAUUUUUUGCAGCCGUCCCUUCUGAACAAUGGUUACUGACUGUUCCUUGUGCUUUUCUGUACAAUAAUGGUAUCUUGUAUGGAGCGUGUAGUGUAAAGUAUGUACACUGUAGCAAACUUGCAGUGAAUUCACUGUAGUCAAGUGAUUUGUUUCAGGUAUAAACCCAACGAGGAACACAAUUAUAUUACUGGACUUGUUCUCAGAGGGAAUCAAUACCUCUGACAGUACCAAUUCAUCUUUUAAGGCAUUUAAAUGGGUCAGUUUUCAACAUGUACAAAAAUACUUUUUUAUGGAUUUAUGAAGUAUUAAUUCUUAUCACAUUUGUAAGAUAAUGUAGCAUCCCAGUAUUUUGUAGUCUUGUGAAGGUUACAGACAUUUUAGGUGCACCAUGUCUUUUAGGCCAUUCUACAGAUUAUAGAUUAGCUGUGAGAGAAAGAGAGAGAGAGAGGGAGAGAGAACAGAUUCUCAUUUUUGCUGUGUCCUACUGAGUUUUUUUGGGGAAAAGAAAUCUUCUCCUGGUAAUCUGUGGAGUGGUGCAUGAUUGUUAUACCCCAGCUCUUUGUUUCGCCCGACACAAUCCUACCGAUUUAGAAGGCAUUUGGCAGAUUUGAGCAUUCAUCCAACAUAUUGUCCAACACAGCUAAAACAGUCUGUAUUUAGAACUGAGAAAUCACCAGGGCAAUAAUGCAGACUUGUUUUUGUAUUUUAGAUUGGGGGCAAUUUCGUAAAGAAAAAAAAACGAAAUAGGAAAAGUGUCUCGGAUUGGAAACAGAGUGAUAGAUACAGGGUUUGUGGAUAUUUCCUCCCCCCCAUUCCUCCAUGGAUACAUCUUUGGUAUGUUAGGGAAAAGUUCUGAAAUCGGAUGAGGUCUGGUUCAUGGAUUGAGCAUACUUCUUCAAAACGGGUUGUGUUUCCAUUUGGGAAGAGCUCCAGAGAAUCUAUUUUCUGCUUUGCAAAUAAACAUCACAAACAGGUUGGAGCAGAAAGUUCCACCUCUCUUAGCUGUUGCUGAGCAUUUCCCUGAGAGCAAUGCCUGCACCAAAAAGCAUCAGUAGCUUCAGCUUUUAUGAGUACCACUAAAAGCAAUCUGCUGGUUCCAGAUCGUAACACUGUUCAGAUUUCUUUAGUUUCCAAAAAGGCCUUAGACUCUGCUGAGUUUCUGCUGGAAGCAAGUGUGUGUGUGUGUGUUACUAAUGCAGCCGAUGUGCAUUGCGUGUUUCAAUGGUAGCCUCUAGGUUCUGGAUCUCUGGUUGUG